Molecule: messenger RNA, 2073 nt
Organism: Apus apus (common swift)
Lineage: Eukaryota; Metazoa; Chordata; Aves; Apodiformes; Apodidae
Gene: DRAXIN
Product: dorsal inhibitory axon guidance protein
Exons: 7
Coding region: 131-1183 (350 amino acids)
Biological process (GO): axon guidance; Wnt signaling pathway
Cellular component (GO): extracellular region
Source: RefSeq, a predicted model, not a curated record
CUCGGGUUUGAACACCCCCUGCCCCCCGGCGGACCUGCCUCCCCUCCCGCAGCCUGCGCAGCCCCUGCCCCGCCUGCGGGCUCAGCCAGACCCGGGAGCAGCGCACAGGUGAGGCACAGCACCCAGGAUUAUGGCAACUUCUUCCACCUUCUUCUUUCCUUUCCUUUUCCUCUGUGUGCUGGUUCUUUCUGACAUCAGUCUUGCGGUUUCCCUGGAGCCUGGCACAAAGCUCAAAAAUGUCCCAGAGAACAGCAACCAUCUUCAAAACCAAGAGAUGUGGCUGCAGCAGCCCAGAAGUGGGCACCACCACAAGCACAGCUUGGCCAAGAAGGAGAGGGUCCAUGCCAUGCCUUCGAGAGGACAGCCAGCUGGGGAAGAAGCCCUCAGAAUGGGUAGUGGAUCUCCAGCUCUGGAAGAAAUGGUGGCAGAGGGACAGCCAGCAGCCCUGAAACAGAAUAAGGAUAUGUUCCUGGGUUUUGAAUUCCCAUAUCCUGAGAGGGACAACCAGUCCCCUGGGUCUGAGAGAGGAAAGAAGCAGAACCGAGAGCACCGGCGACACAGCCGCAGGGACAGGCUGAAACACCACAGAGGGAAGGCUCCUGAUGCUGGGCCCAGCUCCCUGUACAAGAAACCUGAAAGCUUUGAAGAACAGUUUCAAAACCUCCAGGCAGAGGAAGCUACAAGUCUGACUCCCACCAUGGUUCUCAACACUGCACUGGAACUAGCUGUUUCCACAGAAGAGCCUCCUGUUCUUCCAGCCACAUCACCACGACCACAGGCCCGCCUCAGGCAUGAUGGGGAUGUGAUGCCCACCCUAGAUAUGGCACUCUUUGACUGGACAGAUUAUGAGGAUCUCAAACCUGAAAUGUGGCCAUCUGCUAAAAAGAAAGAGAAACGCCGCAGUAAGAGCCCCAGCAGUGGAAAUGAAACGGUGGCAGCUGAAGGAGAGCCAUGUGACCAUCACCUUGACUGCCUCCCAGGUUCUUGCUGUGACUUGCGUGAGCACCUCUGCAAACCACACAACCGAGGCCUUAACAAUAAAUGUUAUGAUGACUGCAUGUGCACUGAAGGGCUACGCUGUUACGCCAAAUACCAUCGGAACCGGAGAGUGACCCGGAGGAAAGGGCGCUGCGUGGAGCCUGAGUCAGCCAAUGGAGAGCAGGGAUCAUUCAUUAAUGUUUAGGAGGAUGGAACUCCUGCCUGGAUGGUCAGGAGCUGGGGUCAAACUGUUUAUACCUAGUAAUGGGAAUUAGAGGAAAAAGUCAAGGAAAUGACUGAAGCUGCAGGCUCUGAACGUGCCAGGUUUCAACAAGACUGAAGCUCAUGGUAAUUAUAAAUAGAGUGGCCUCAGCCUUUUCCAUACCAGGACUGCAUUCCCCCUCCCUUACCUCAGCACAUUCCUGCCACUGAGUUGGGUCUCCUCUCCAGGUUAGUGAGAGAUGAUCAUGACUGACCUAACAGUCUGAUGGUUCCAGCAAGAAAAGGCUGUGCAGUUUCAUCUUCUCCUCUUAACAGAGGCAAGAUAUGAAAGAUCCUUCAAGUCAAAGGGGAUAUGAGCUUAAACUUUACCCCUUGCUUGAGAAAAAAUGUAGAUCCUCCUUAAGGAUCAGAGGUUCCAAGAGAACAGGAAGCAUGUAGCCUCUAGGUGGAAUCAAAAGAUGGGAAAUGGGUCAGCAGGAAGCUGUCUGCCUAGGUGAGAGGGGAACUUCUGACAGGGCUCUUGCUCUCUGCCUUGUUCACUGCUGCAGACAUACAUUCCCUAGCUGUAACACACUACCACUUCCUUCCUGUCUUUGAGACCAUCCAGUACCACUGCUUUGUUCCUUUCUUGCUUCCAGAGAACCACCUGGCUUCUGCAAGGAUGUGGCAGGACAUCCCAGCCUGCAGCUCUCACUCAUUUAGUUAUACUGCCAAGUCUGCUUUUUUUAAUGAUUAUUUUUAGGAGCUUUCUAGGGAAGUGAUAGUUUUCCUAGUGAGCCAAAAAUAAAGCUUUUGGUAACAGGAGAUAGGGACAGGCUGUUCCAUUGUAGUAAAUUCUGUAACAUGUUGCAUGCGUGUUCCCAUGAUAUGUAA